Cyprinodon variegatus (sheepshead minnow) is the source of this 5163-nucleotide messenger RNA. RefSeq names its product zinc finger protein 423 (gene znf423). The record is from RefSeq and is a predicted model, not a curated record. Gene Ontology annotation, biological process: regulation of transcription by RNA polymerase II. Lineage: Eukaryota; Metazoa; Chordata; Actinopteri; Cyprinodontiformes; Cyprinodontidae. Bases 1 to 4329 code for a protein of 1442 amino acids. Gene Ontology annotation, molecular function: RNA polymerase II transcription regulatory region sequence-specific DNA binding; DNA-binding transcription factor activity, RNA polymerase II-specific. The transcript has 21 exons. Gene Ontology annotation, cellular component: nucleus.
AUGAAGCCAAGGGUGGAAGUUGUUUUUCUGCCCCCUGUGGCGAGUCUGGGGCUGCAUGUGUGCACGCCUGGGGCAGCCUGGGGCCAUCGGAGGGAGCCUGGGGAGCAAAGGAAAGGAGGGAUGAAGCUCAAGUGGAAUGGAGGGAUAGAAAGGUCAGCAGGAGUCUUCCAGGGAAAGGUGUCCGCCUGGGCUGAAAGCCAACCAGAAAGACUCUGUCCAUCUGGAGCAUCUCCCCCUCUUUUCUCCCCCGUCAGUCCCAUCCAGGCCGAGACAACGGGGGUGAAGGCCAGCACCAAUGGUGAUGAUGACCCUGCAGGCCUGUCCUGGGUGCCCUCCUCACCCUCUAGCAAGGACGUGGCGUCGCCUUCCCAGAUGCCCGACGGCUGCUGCGACCUCGGCACGGCCACUGGAGGCGAGGAGGAGGGAGGCGCCGGCUUGCCGUACCCCUGCCAGUUCUGUGACAAAUCCUUCAGUCGCCUGAGCUACUUGAAGCGACACGAGCAGAUCCACAGCGACAAGCUGCCGUUCAAGUGCACCUUCUGCAGCCGCCUGUUCAAACACAAGAGGAGUAGAGAUCGCCACGUGAAACUCCAUACAGGAGAUAAGAAGUAUAGCUGCCAGGAAUGUGAAGCUGCAUUUUCUCGCUCUGAUCAUCUUAAGAUCCACCUGAAAACACACAGCUCCAGCAAACCAUUUAAAUGCUCAGUUUGCAAACGUGGCUUCUCCUCCACCUCAUCGCUGCAGAGCCACAUGCAGGCUCACCGUAAGAACAGAGAGCAUCUUGCACUAAGAAGUGAAAAGGAUGGGGGGAAGAAGGGAACAGGAGGAGACGUUGAACUGGAGCAGGAUCUGUACAUGUGUGAUUACUGUGAGGAAACGUUCAGCCAGACGGAUGAGCUGGAAAAACACGUCCUGACUCGACACCCACAGCUGUCUGACCGAGCAGACCUGCAGUGCAUCCACUGUCCAGAGAUCUUUCUGGAUGAGGCGUCGCUGCUCACUCAUAUUGAAACACAGCACGCCAACCGGAAACACAAAUGUCCUGUCUGCUCUGAGCAGUUCCCGUCUGUGGAGGACGUAUACUGCCACCUGGACAGUCACCGCCAGCCCGACUCCUCUAACCACAGCGCCGCCAGUCCAGAUCCUCCCCUCGGGAGCGUAGCCUCCAUGAGCUCGGCCACACCAGACUCCAGCGCCAGUCUGGAGAGAGGCUCCACCCCCGACUCCACCCUUAAACACAGUCAGAGUGGAGAACGCAGCCGUAGGAGAGGCGUCGAUUCUGGGGAAGACGGGGGCAUUAGCCUGGUUCACCAAGGCUCAGGAGGAAGUUGGACUAAAGUGACAUAUUCCUGCCCUUACUGCUCAAAGAGAGACUUCCACAGCCUGGCCGUGUUGGAGAUCCAUCUUAAGACCAUCCAUGCAGACAAACCGCAGCAGAGCCACACCUGCCAGCUCUGCUUGGAAACUCUUCCGACGCUCUACAACCUCAACGAGCAUGUGCGAAAGGCCCACCGUGCCAGCGGAGGGAGCGUGGGCUCAACAGCGGCAGCAGCAGCUUUUCCUCUGCUUCAGUUCACAAAUGUCACUGCGUUUCACUGCAACUACUGUCCGGACAUGUUCGGAGACAUCAACUCCCUGCAGGAGCACAUCCGAGUGUCCCACUGCCUGCCGGGUGGCAUCGUGGCGGGAUCCACCACUCUAGAGGGGAACCAUGCCUUCUUCUGCAACCAGUGCUCCAUGGGAUUCCUCACAGAGUCCUCCUUGACGGAGCACAUUCAGCAAACGCACUGCACCUCGGCUACGGGCGGCGGGGCGGCGUCUGGAGGAGCUGUGGCCAAACUGGAAUCCCCCGUUCUCCAGGCUGCGUCUCAGUCUUUCAUGGAGGUUUAUUCCUGCCCUUACUGCACCAAUUCUCCCAUCUUUGGCUCACUCCUCAAGCUCACGAAGCACAUCAAGGAGAACCACAAAAACAUCCCUCUGGCGAACAACAAACGGCAGGCGAAGGUUGCUGACCUCAGCCCAGCCUCCUCCGACGUGGAAAUCUCAUCUCCCAAACGCCACAGACUGGGAGGCGAUUCCACUCCCUCCAUGGGAAGCAACGGGGAUUAUCCGUGCAAUCAGUGCGACCUCCGAUUCGCUAGCUUCGAAGGUUUCCAGGCUCAUCUGAAGUCUCACCUGGAGAUGCUGCUGAGACGCCAGUCCUGCCCGCAGUGCAACAAGGAAGACUUUGAGACACAGGAGGCACUGCUCCAGCACCUCACAGUGCAUUACACCACCACGUCUACGCAGUACGUGUGCGAGAGCUGCGACAAGCAGUUCUCCUCCGUGGACGACCUCCAGAAACACUUGCUGGACAUGCACACGUUCGUCCUGUACCACUGCACCCUCUGUCAGGAAGUCUUCGACUCCAAGGUCUCCAUACAGGUGCAUUUGGCUGUAAAACACAGCAACGAGAAGAAGCUGUUUCGCUGCACCGCCUGUACAUGGGACUUCAGGAAGGAGGCCGAUCUUCAGCUCCAUGUCAAGCAUAACCACCUGGGCCAGAGGUCAGGCCUUCCAGGAGGACUAGCAGGACUUAAACCACGAAAGUGCAUCUUCUGUGGGGAGACGUUCGGGACUGAGGUGGAGCUCCAGUGCCACAUCACCACCCACAGCAAGAAGUUCACCUGUCGCUUCUGCGGCAAAGCUUUCCACGCCAUCUCGCUGCUGGAGCGACACCUGCGGGAGAAGCACUGCAUCUUCGAUGGCAGCAAUGUCACCGGGAACGGAGGAGGAACGGGGAGCAGCGGGAGUCAGAACGGAACGCCCAAUGGCCUGGCUCAGAGCGUCAAGCGGGGAGGAGCAGGAAGUGGGGUUGCAGGAGGAGCAGAAAGAGCAACAGUGGCAGCUGCUGAACAAGCCGACCUGCAGAACAUCCUGCUGAAGAGCGCCGUCACUGGAGGAGGGGGGUCGUCGCAGGCAGGCGACACAGCCAACAGUCACGAGGCCAGCGGUGGAGAGGAGGAGCUGGACAAUUCGGAGCCCAUGUACGCUUGCGACAUCUGCGGAGCGGCCUACACAAUGGAGUCACUGCUGCAGAACCACCGCCUACGCGACCACAACAUCCGGCCGGGCGAAGAUGAUGCAGGUUCCAGGAAGAAAAAGGCAGAUUUCAUCAAAGGGAACCACAAGUGCAACGUGUGCUCCAGGACAUUCUUCUCUGAGAGUGGGCUGCGUGAGCACGCUCAGACGCAUCGCGGACCUGCCAAGCACUACAUGUGCCCCAUAUGUGGAGAACGUUUCCCAUCUCUAUUGACUCUCACAGAGCACAAGGUGACCCACAGUAAAAGCCUGGACACGGGGACCUGUCGGAUCUGUAAGAUGCCACUCCAGAGUGAGGAGGAGUUCAUAGAGCACUGCCAGAUGCAUCCCGACCUCCGCAACUCGCUCACUGGCUUCCGCUGCGUCGUCUGCAUGCAGACCGUGACCUCAACGCUGGAGUUGAAGAUCCACGGCACCUUCCACAUGCAGAAGCUCUCCUCUGGCUCAGUGCUGGGAGGCGCCGGAGGCGGCAACGGUGGAGCGGGCACAGGGAACGGUUCAGCCUCUUCUUCCCCGAACGGACAGCUGCAGACGCACAAGCUCUACAAAUGUGCCUUCUGCUUGAAGGAGUUCAAAAACAAAGGGGAUCUGGUGAAGCUGGACGUCAACGGGCUGCCAUACGGCCUCUGCGCUAGCUGCAUGAGCCGGGGAACAAAUGGCCAGAGUCCCAAUGUGGUUGGAGGAGCAGUGACGCCUGGAGAUACUCAGGCAGAUAAGGCUCUGACAGGGCUGAGGUGUCCCGAAUGUGGUGUGAAGUUUGAAAGCGUUGAAGACUUGGAGAGCCACGUCCAAACAGAUCACCCUGAGGUCAGCCCUGAAACCAGCGCUGCAGGAAAGAAGGCUGAGGCUUCACCUGCACCCAAGAAAAAGACCUACCAGUGUAUUAAAUGCCAAAUGACGUUUGAGACGGAAAGAGAGAUCCAGAUUCAUGUGGCUAAUCAUAUGAUCGACGAGCCCACCUGUCAGCAAGAGGAGGGCAUCAAUCACGAGUGCAAGCUGUGUAACCAGAUGUUCGACUCACCUGCCAAGCUGCUCUGCCACCUGAUAGAGCACAGCUUCGAAGGCAUGGGAGGAACCUUCAAGUGCCCCGUCUGUUUUACAGUGUUUGUGCAGGCCAACAAGCUGCAGCAGCACAUCUUUGCCGUGCAUGGUCAGGAGGACAAGAUCUAUGACUGUUCCCAGUGUCCACAGAAGUUCUUCUUCCAGACAGAGCUCCAGAACCACACACUGAGCCAGCACGCGCAGUGAGACCGGGGCCCAGUGGGAUCCCUCAGCUCAGCCGCGCCCCCGACCCGGAGCCGGCAGGGGACCCACAUCUCCACAUCACAGCCAAUCAAAGUGUCAUUUGCUACUCACAUGUAAAAGUGUAACGAUCGCGCGACUGGGCGCGGCCAUUAGGAGCAGCGGGGGGACGGAAUAUUAAUGGGAAAUGCUAUUAAAUAAAGAAAAGGGGAAAGUGGGAGAGGAAAACUGUAAGAGCGACGUGAUGGGAGGAGAAGGGUGAACAAAGGUAUUGUACGUGCAGUAUUUUUUAUUGUCCCUUCCAAAACCCCCUCCUCCCACCAGCCACCAUCUGACUCAUGCUUUUUAUUUUAUUUUCCAACAAACUGAAUAAAAAACAAUUUUUUUUAUUAUACUUUUGGUAGAUUGUAGGAAAAGCAUCGCUAUGUUGUCCCCUCAGUUGCUUCUUGUGUUCAUAAGUCCUAUUUUUUUUUUUAGCUUUUUGCCUUUAUUUUCAAUAUUUUAUUUUUUGCAGUUAGUAGGUACUCGUGCUGUGUUGUGAUUGCCAGUCGUAAAAUUCCUGACCCCCCCACAAGCAAACUUUCCUUUUUAUGAUUGUUAUAUAUUUUCUUCCUUUUGUAAUUACUAUUAAAAAAUUCAUGAAAACAAAAAUAAAGUGCAGGAAAAAAACGUACAGAUCUUUUCUUUCUUUUUCUGCUCUUUUUUUUUAUUUGGGAUUUCCAGACAUGGGGCCUGUAAUGGUUACUGUAAAAAUAAUUAUCAAUGAUUUCAGUGCGUCUGGUCCAAGACCAGUUUUUAAAUGUGAAUUAACCAGAUUGCAAUAAUCUAGUACAGAAAAAA